AUGUUUGAAUCUCUGGCUGUCCCGUGUAGCGGCUCUCUUGACUACUCGUUCGCCUCUUCCAGCCAGCGAGAUCCGACGUAUAGAUGUCUUAUACGCUUUCCCAAUGAGUUCUUUGAUCCCGCGGACGAGAUUACUGCAUGGUACACCGAUCAGCCUCGUAAACGAUUUAAUACAAUUCAGUAUCGUAAAGAAAAGACUAAAAUAGGCCACGAGUUCAUUCUUGUUCUAUUAGAAGAAGAAGGCAAAGUCGUUUCCCACUGCCGUGUGGAGCGCGCUGGCGACCCGGAGCACAAAUUUCAGGUUAUGCGUACCGACGGAACCGUUGCACUCGAUUUCAUACAAGCUAUUCCACUCGAAAACCCCAAGUGUCGUAGCUUAGUCCAAAACUCCGAUGUAGUUGCUCAAAUUACUUUCCCAGUCACCUACGAUCUUCGUGACGUACUAGCCAUUUGUUAUGGAAUAUCCAAGCAACGACGAUCCCAAAGAUACACCCUACAGCAAUACAACUGCUAUUUUUUCUCAUGGACAAUUAUUAUAGCAUUAGGUCGCGCGAAUCUGAAUUGGGAUCUCUCUGGCUCAGUACAAGAACACAUACAGAAUAUUCGAUGUCGGAUGUCCAAAUUGAUUAACGAUCAAGGGCUGGAAAGAUUCGAUUCACUUGCCUAUAUCACAUCCAACCAUGCUUACCCAAGCCACGGAGACGCAAACAAGCACCCACUCAACCUACCAGUGCACGAUUGGAUCCAUAGUCCAGAACUUGCUCAAUUGGUUCUUGAAAUGUUGCAAAACAUGCUUUGGACACAGAAGCUCAGAUCUAGCAUCACCCACUGCCUCGAACUAGCAAUAGGCAGGUUAGCACAUGGUACUUUCCAGUCCAUCAUCGAGCCAGAAUUAGUACGGCAGCUUCAACACAAAUCAGAUUCUCGCCACAAUCUCGGCUGUAAAUUCGAAAGAAGAGUCCAUAAACUCACGUGGGAAGCGGUAAACAUAGGUCACCAAACCUACCAAAAGUUAUUAAUCAUAACUUUGGGGCGCUUGGCUGAAGAUAUGGAUAUUGUCAAACAUAGGAUGAAUCCGAAGUCGUGGGGCAAAUGUACCAAAAACUUUAUCCUUGCCUCAAGACGCCCAGAGGAUUGUCAGUCCACAGAUUCCCAUUUGUACGAGUCUACUGGAUCGCUAUUUCCGAGCAUCGUUACAGGAUAUUUAGACGAUGAUAACCCCGACUCUUACUUCAAAAUUACGGGCUAUAACCUUGAAAUGUUUUUACCAUUUUUCUUGCGUACUUCGAUGACACUUACGUUUAGUCAUUAUGGAGGCGGGAGUAUUAUCCGACGUACAGGCAGGAUCGUCAGAAAUACGAUUCAUUUGGGUGUCCGCGAUGCAUAUCGGAUGUAUCCUGUUUCAAGGCAGCUUUUAUGCGCGUUCAUGUUCUGCAAUACCGAAACGACAGCUGAGCUCACACCCCCCGAGCACACGGGAUUUAUCGAUGAUUUUCGAGUUCAAAUGAACAGAACCUUCCGAGAAGGUCUCAGUCGAGGUCUGUCCUAUCUUAAUAAUGGCCUCCGAAAGUUGAUCGAAGACCAUCAUACGACAAGUUUGAACGUGCUACACCCCUUUUCGCUUACUCUUUUGGUUGAUCUGGGGGAAAUGGGACACCGUCCGGGAGCGGAGGUUGCCUGGCGAGCUGUUCUCCAACAACAAUUUUUGGACGGCGCGGUGGAAGAAGCUUACCAAGAAUUGAAAAGUUUUGUCGAAGCUGCCGAUUUAGAAACAAUGGUUAAGGCAACUGAAGUGAAGUAUGAUACCAACGAUCAUGGUCAAAGUGGUAUUUGUGAGGAUGAGGCUGGAGCUACCUCGAGUAGCACAACCGCGACUAAGGGAAAAAUGGGUGAUCCCAACGAAGCUGACAGCCAGCCUAAAAUACAAAACUAUACGGAGCUACAAGAGUUUAUCAGCCAACGGAUAUCUCAGCUCAGUACACGGGAAAUCCAAGCCCCGUCCUCCUUGAAGUAUAAAGAGCUGAAAUUUGGCGACAUAUGUCAGACCCAAAUAGAAGAAACGAUGGAGGAUGUAUGGCAAAUAUGCCGACCUUUGAUGACGCACGAACUAGGUUCCAAGGGAAGAGGGACGAAAGAAGCAGCUAUAUGCGGAAUAAGCUUUCCGAUUUCACAACCAAUUGUGGACGAAUGCGCCGAUCAAGUGGAGCACAAAGUGGCACGUGAACUAAAAAAGGAUCGGAGCGCACAGCCACCAGAGGAACCCUUUGCGAGGUGGUGUGGGAGAAACGCCCCAGCUCAGUUGACCACCCUCUCACGCAUCCAGGCGAUUAAAAUACACUUGGUCGGGCCGUUGAGUCCCUCGAGCCCAACGACGAUGAAUCUCAGCACUUCCGCAUCAGAGCUCGACGUCCCGAUCGGCCUUGCUGUCGAUUUUGCCGAUGAAAUCGAGUUUGAGCUUGGGCUAUCUUCGGUGCAGGACAAACCAGUGUCCAUGUCCGUGUCUUCGCCCCGUCUAUCCUCUGUCCAAAUGUCACCUUCGCCGAGUCAAAUUUCGACGGGAGGGAAUAUGACAAGUCUAGCGCCCAAUUCACCAACAAGUACGGCAUAUAUGACAUCGCCUCCCACUUCGCCUACGCCCAUAUCUUUCGCACCGGAUACGGGGCCCGACUCGGACUCUGAGUGUGAGGAAGAAGACACGAUCGAUUCGAAUUCGGCCGUGGGGCUGGAAAAAGGUAAAGCGCCUAUGGCCCCACCUCGACACGACACGAAAGGAAAGUCUCGGGCGAUCCCUACUCCAAAGCUCCCUUUUCGCGAUUUGAGCUUACACGAAUUCCAAACGCCUCCUGAUACGACUUUUGGAACUCCCUCGGGCUCGGGUGUGGGGUCUACAGGCACGAGAAGUCGAUCCAGGGCGAAUAACACGAUGCUGCCAGCGGAUGAAUCCACUCGAGAUCUUCCCUCCAUUAUGCCUCUCGGUCCAUCCUCCUCCUCCUCCAACUCUUCCGAACCCGAAAUCGACGUUACUCCUCGUCCCUCUAGAAUCAGAUCCCGCGCUUUGUCAGGCUUAUCGUUUAGCUCGCUCCGAGACGCAGUGAAUUCACAUCGCAAGAGUAUGUCCCGCCAACCAUCGAUAACGAUAUCGGGAACAUCGUCUCCAACUCCAAGUCUAGCACGAAGGCUCAGUCUGAAAGGGCUUAGCGCGCUUAUACGUAGGAAAAAGGAUCGAGAUGGGUCCAGAUCCAGAUCUGGCUUGAGCUCCGAGGUUGCGUCGGGAGUCAGUACCCCGGCAUCGCCGUUUUUAACGCCUUCAAGUACGGUAGCCCGUCGGAAUGGAGGAAAUGCCAGAGUAUGCGUUACAGGGGCAUGGGAAGGUGGUCCGAGCGGGAGCAGCGGCGAAGAUACCGCUAGUACAGCCCAACAAGAUGACGCUCCGCCAGCAGCAGACCCAAUUCCAAAAGCCGAGCAAGAAGUCGUAUCUCGUCCGGUACGAGGUCGAGCAGACACCGUUCCCACUAGCGACUAUUUUGGAUUUACGUUUGGAUUCGAAGACGAGGAGGAAGAAAAGGAGAAGCCUGACGUUGACGAGCCCAGCAGGGAAGAUACUUCAGAUGUGCUGGUUCGAUCCUCUGAUACUGCCCAAGUGGACUCGCCCCCUCAGAGUUCUUUCAGUACGCUCCCGCGCGAACUGCACUUGUUGAUUUUGGUUCAUUUGGCAAGGUCGUAUGUUGACGAUCAUGCGCGGGCCAUCCAAGGCGAAGCUUGGAGCACCACCAAGGCGGGAAGCAUAGAGAACAAGUGGGUUGGCGAGGCAGCGGGUUUGAGAGCUAUUAUUGGCAUGGCACGGGUGUCUCGGGCUUGGUAUUCACUAGCGUACGAUGGCUCGUUCUGGUCUCAGAUCAAAUACGCGUCGAUCCUUCCUCCUCGACCAGGGGUCCCGUCCCUUGCGAACUGGAUUCCGCAUUCUAUUCGAGCACAAGCCAAGAUGCAUCCAACUCCCGCAGACCUCGAGGAGCAGGACGAACGACUCAUGCGAUUGAUUCAAACAGCCGGGCCUUGCCUCACCAACCUCGACAUGCGCGGGUUCACGCGUUUCAAUGCAGGUCAUGUCGAACGCGUCGUUCAAUGGGUGAGCGUCUCGACUGUGGAGGUACCUAGAUCCAAUGAGGAAGGUGUUCUGCCGGUCCGAUCCCUUCUCUCCCUGACACGAUACGAUACCUUGCCCGACCUUCCUUCCAAGACCACCAACCUGACCCGUCUCAUUCUCUCAUCCUGUUUCCAACUCACUUCUCAAUCUCUUCAUGCCCUCCUCUCAGCCAGCCCAAAUUUGAUUCACCUCGAGAUGCGAGCUCUCGAGGCUGUCACGGACGAAGCUUGUUCUAUUCUUUCCUCCCAUUGCCGAUCAAUCACCCACCUCGAUAUCAGCCGGUGUACUAACCUCGGACCCGAGGCACUAACUCAUAUUUGCGGCAUCGCUCGACCCCACAUUCGCAACACCGGCUUGUUGAAGCUGAAAUAUCUGAACAUGGCCGGCUAUGCAUACGUCGAUAGUACGUCACUCAGGCGACUGGGGGAUAACUUGGGUCAUACCCUCGAGAUCCUCAACCUCGCCGGCGCAUGGGGCGUCAGCGACUCUGCCAUUGCUGCAUACGCCGAGAUCCAACCGACCGCGGCCCAGAUCGAAAAGGCCAAAGUGGCCGAAAUCGAACGUUGGGCAAGGACGAGGACGAGGGCAAAGAGCAAAGCCCGGAGAGAUGAAACCGAAGAAACCCAAGUCGAGUUUGUCGUUCUUACCGCCCGCGAGGCAGGACUGGAUCCUACGCUCGCCGGGCCGUUUUAUCGCCGUCGAACCGCACUUCGACACCUUAACCUUUCCAACUGUCGCCGACUUACUGAUGUCGGACUCGCCUCGCUCGCUUACGCUGUUCCUCGGCUUGAGAUUCUCGAAGUUUCUGGUAUUGCUGGUAUUGGGCAACCCGGGAUGGCCAAACUCUUAAAGACGUGUAAAGAUAUAAAGAGACUAGAUCUAGAGGAGACGUUGGUUGGAGAUUCUGUAUUAGAGGUUCUGACUCCGCCCAUGGAGGUCGAGGAUGAACAAGAAGAAGAUUUAGACGAAGAAUCGAUACACAUUGCUCUAAAGGCAGACAAAUCGCACCCCGGACAUGCCCUCACCCAUCUCACCCUCUCGCACUGCGCCAGCACACAACUCACAUCGGAGGCCGUCGCGCAGCUCAUUCGCGCCUGCCCCAAACUCAAAGUCCUGUCCGUCGACGGCACGCAAAUCGACGAUCGGGUCGUGCGGUUUUUCGUAUGCGCCGCUCAGGCCCGCGGUCUACUCGGCGCUGAGAUCGGAGCGACGGAUACGAGACAUGUUGCGCGCGCCGGUCUGCCGCCGCCUACUUCCACCCGCCCUCGUCGCGGGGUUCGUGAUUGGGAGAGCCGCGGGAUGGGCUACGUCGAUGGACGGGACUGGGAAGAGGGAGAAGACGAAUGCGAUGAGCGCCGUGUGGUACUCAAGACGUACUGGAGUUGGCAGGGCGUGGACGCGACGCUCGAACGAAGGCGUAUUAGCUCUGUCCCAGGUAUCAACAGGAGAAAUACGGAUGGUGGAAACGGAGGGAGUGGGAUUCGGGGGAAUGGGCCGAGGUGGAGAGCAAGGGAGAGAGAUACGCGAGGCGGAUGUGUUGUUAUGUGA
Messenger RNA from Rhizoctonia solani, 5691 nucleotides. Its product is annotated as SCF E3 ubiquitin ligase complex F-box protein grrA. The transcript has 5 exons. The coding region runs from base 1 to 5691 and encodes 1896 amino acids. Gene Ontology annotation, biological process: SCF-dependent proteasomal ubiquitin-dependent protein catabolic process. Gene Ontology annotation, molecular function: protein binding. The record is from RefSeq and is a predicted model, not a curated record. Lineage: Eukaryota; Fungi; Basidiomycota; Agaricomycetes; Cantharellales; Ceratobasidiaceae. Gene Ontology annotation, cellular component: SCF ubiquitin ligase complex.